GGAGGGCGGCAAAUGAAGCGAAAUUGGUUGAGAGUACUGUGUUUGGAAAGCUAAGCAGCAAAGAAGACAAAACCCUGCUUGGGUUUUCCAAAGUGCAUUUCAAGACAAUGGACAUGAACUGUUCGAUGAAAGGUUUGAGAGGACAACGGGCAUCACGGUGUUUAGAACAGUUCUAGAGGAUGACUGCGGAUGUAGGCAAAAUUGGAUCUUCAAAUUACAAAAACUCGAAGGGCACUAUGAAAAAGGGUCAGAGGACUCUUGAUGGUGGCAGGAGGCGCUUGAAAACGGGUGUGAAAGAUAAAAGGAGUCACAUGGAUCAAGAAGGGACCGAGGGAAUAUAUGGUGGGAAGAGAAAGUUGAGACCUUUGAGUUCUAAUAAAACGAGGAAGAGAAUCUAUGCUGACCAAGGAACAGGUGAGGAGAUAACAAGUAAUGGCAAUGGAGAGGGGUCUAACAGGAAGGCGCCAUUUUCAAGGAAGCGACAUAACAAGGUGAAAGAUGAUGAUGUCGUUGAAGCUAAAGGCAGGAGUGUAUCUCCUCGCUCGAUGUGGGCUUCCAGCAAGUUGGGGGUGGACAGUUCUGGGAGUAAACGUUCUUCUUAUAAAGCAAAGAAUGCCGUGAGAAGUGAACGAGUAUCUGGUGUAACUCGGGUAAAGGGGAUUGGUCAGAAGGAAUUUGUUGAUGUGGGUGGUGGAGAGACUGGUUUGUUAGAGAAACGUAGCAAGAGUAAGUUCGAAUUGAGUAAGGGCUUUGAAUCUGGUAAGAAAAAAUCUCAAGCUGUAUCUCUGUCAAGUCCUGGCAAGAAUAAGGUUCGAGACAAAAAAAGCCUUGGUGAAGAUUUGGAGGAUCUAGAUGAGAAGCCAAAGAAGAAAAAGCGGGUUAUUCGGAUAGAUCCAUAUGAUAUAUCGAAUAAGAGGCGAGAUGAUGGCAUUGCAGAUAAUGAUAUCAAGAAACAGGAGAAAAUAGAUUUGGAGGAAAAGGCUGAAAUGUCAAAGAAUGCGCAAUUUAGGGCAAUACAACCGAGUCCCUCAAUCCUAUCCUAUGUGGAAGAUAAUUUGUUGGGUCGUAGACGCUUGAUUGAGCUACGAAGGGCAGGCUACAACACUGAACUCUCUGCCCCGCUAGAUAAUAUUCCCUUCUCUACUAGCUCAGAACGAGAACGAAUUGAAGAAAAUAUAUUUAGGAACAAGUUGACCUUCUUUGCUGCUGCAAAGGUUUCAUCAUCAUUCCCCCCAUCUGACUUACCAGAGAUCGCAUUUGCAGGAAGGUCGAAUGUUGGGAAGUCAUCACUACUUAAUGCACUUACAAGACAAUGGGGUGUUGUGCGCACAUCUGACAAACCCGGCCUUACUCAGACUAUAAAUUUCUUCAAUCUCGGACCAAAGCUCAACUUGGUUGAUUUGCCUGGUUAUGGCUUUGCUUAUGCAAAAGAAGAAGUUAAAGAUGCUUGGGAGGAGCUUGUAAAGGAGUAUGUUUCCACAAGAGCUGGUUUAAAAAGGGUUUGUCUUCUUAUUGAUACAAAAUGGGGAAUGAAGCCUAGGGAUCAUGAACUCAUUGACUUAAUGGAAAGAGCUAAAACCAAAUACCAGAUUGUUUUGACCAAGACAGAUGUGGUUUUCCCAAUCGACGUGGCACGUCGUGCUAUGCAAAUUGAAGAGGGCCUCAAGGCACACAAGUCUGCUGUUCAACCAGUGGUAUGGAGAGAGCAUAUUUAUUUGAUUGGUAUGUGCAUCCAUUAUUCGAAGCACCUAAUUUCCUUGGCUUGGCUUUUAUUUCAGAUGAUGGUAAGCUCAAAAUCUGGAGCUGGUAUCCGAAGUUUAAGAACCGUGCUGGCGAAGAUCGCUCGUUUUGCCAAACUCUAAUCCUUGUCUCAAUCAGGGCGGGGCUUUCUGUUGAUGCAAUUGUUUGAGUAGAGAAGCUACAAAUUUACUUCCAAAGCACCAAAAAAGAAAAAGAAAAGAAAAUAAAUAAAUAAGGAAGAAGAUACAAAAUUAGUUUUAAGUGGGUGAGUGGCAGAGUUGUGGUCAUUUGCCACCGUUUUUCAUGCUAAUUUCUAGUUGAGAAAUCGGAAAUGUUAGAAAUAUUAAUAUUUUAUUUUGUUGGGUAGAAAAUUCUACAUAUAGAACUAUUUUAUGAGACUUUCUCCAGUAGACCGAUUUAUUAUUAG
Molecule: messenger RNA, 2167 nt
Organism: Morus notabilis
Lineage: Eukaryota; Viridiplantae; Streptophyta; Magnoliopsida; Rosales; Moraceae
Exons: 12
Coding region: 180-1862 (560 amino acids)
Molecular function (GO): GTP binding
Source: RefSeq, a predicted model, not a curated record